Gavia stellata (red-throated loon) is the source of this 936-nucleotide messenger RNA. RefSeq names its product centrin 3 (gene CETN3). Gene Ontology annotation, molecular function: calcium ion binding; microtubule binding. Lineage: Eukaryota; Metazoa; Chordata; Aves; Gaviiformes; Gaviidae. The transcript has 5 exons. The coding region runs from base 45 to 548 and encodes 167 amino acids. Gene Ontology annotation, cellular component: microtubule organizing center. The record is from RefSeq and is a predicted model, not a curated record. Gene Ontology annotation, biological process: spindle pole body duplication.
UCCGGUCCGCUGCGGCCCGGCUCGGGGGCGGCGACAGCGGCAGCAUGAGCUUGGCCCUGAGGAAUGAGCUUUCAGUAGACAAAACUAAAAAGAAGAAAAGAAGAGAACUGACUGAGGAACAGAAGCAAGAAAUUAAAGAUGCCUUUGAGUUGUUUGAUACAGACAAAGAUAGAGCAAUAAAUUAUCAUGAAUUAAAGGUGGCAAUGAGAGCCUUGGGUUUUGAUGUGAAAAAAGCUGAUGUACUGAAAAUACUUAAAGAUUAUGAUCGAGAAGCGACAGGCAAGAUCACCUUUGAAGAUUUUAAUGAAGUUGUGACAGACUGGAUAUUGGACAGAGACCCACAAGAAGAAAUACUCAAGGCAUUCAAAUUGUUUGAUGAUGAUGACUCUGGUAAAAUAAGUCUGAGAAACCUGCGCCGGGUUGCUAGAGAACUAGGUGAAAAUAUGUCUGAUGAAGAACUACGGGCUAUGAUUGAAGAAUUUGAUAAGGAUGGAGACGGAGAAAUCAAUCAAGAAGAGUUCAUUGCUAUUAUGACUGGAGAUAUUUAGCAUUGGACGAAAAGAAAUGAACUGAGCACAAAAGAGGAAUCAUUGGCAGCUUCCAUUACAAUGUUUUGUACUUCCAUUCAUUUCUGUAGCUGGAGUGAUGCAGAAAAUUACUUUCCUCACAGGACCAAGAUAAAGACAGGUUAUAUGCACUGAUAGUUCAGUACUUUGUAUCAUUAAUUAUUAUCACUAGAAUAAUUGAUAUAUCGUUUUAGAACAGUAAGUAAUGCUGCAUUUCAGAAUGUUCGAGUACUCAUUUGUAAAAUAGCUUUGUAUAAGAUUUCUAAAUUGUAUCAUAUUAUAAGAACCUUUUGAGGUUGACUUUGUGUUAGCAUUAGCUGUGGCCUUAGUUUUGAUACAUAAGGUUUGACAAACUUCCAUUUUAAUAAAA